Molecule: messenger RNA, 1191 nt
Organism: Ilex paraguariensis (yerba mate)
Lineage: Eukaryota; Viridiplantae; Streptophyta; Magnoliopsida; Aquifoliales; Aquifoliaceae
Source: the annotation of a GenBank genome assembly
AUGGCUUUGCCACAAUUUUUGGAUUUCCUGUUUUCAUUGUUCUUGGGAGAUGAGGAGGUGGCUGGCGGUGGUUCGUUGAUAGAUAGAGGAGGUGGGUGGUUGUCAGUGGAGAUGAGGAGGUGGUUGAUAACUGGACAAAGCAUGUGGGUGGACGUAGGAAGAGAUGAGGAGCUUCGAACCAUAGAAACCUUGAUCCUCUUCCCUCUCUCUGUGUCGCAUGCAGCUUCGAACAAGUGGCUCUCUUCUCUGCUCUCCUCUCCUCCAUCUGCAAUCAUCUUUUCUUUGAAAAUCAUCAGCUGGGGCCGUCUUCCUCAUCAACAUCAUCAGCCGGAGUUGUCUUUAUCAUCAACUGGUUCUGCGAGGACUCCAACUGAAACCCUAGGCAUCCACUGGUACAGAGCAAUGAAUUCAGGAAAGUUUCCAACUGUUUCUGAUGCUCUAAAAGAAUUUCCAACUGUUUCUGAUGCUCUAAAAGAAGUCGGUGGCUCUUACUAUCGUAUCAGAAAGAUUGUUCAGGAGCUAGAAUAUGAUUCUAAAAUAUCGGCUAUGAACGCAAGGAAUGAUACUUUAUUAGAAAAAGAAGUAGCUCAAGAGGAUGAAAUGUCGGUAGUAGUAGAAAAGGUAUCAAGGCAUCAAAUGACAGCGGAGACAGAAAUUCAUACAGAUGUUCAGAUGAGCAGUGAGACUUUACUGACACAAGAAGUAGCACAGGAGAAUGAAUCGUGUGCUGAAGUUGAAGUAUCAAAAAAUCAAAUAUCCAGUUUGGGUGAUAAUUCACUAAGUCACCAGACAAAGGCGGAAGGUAAGGGAGUUUUGCAUCCAUGUCGUGAGAAACCAGUGGAUAAUAUAAAAGAGAAAACAUCCUCUGAAGAAAUCAUGGAUUUUGAAGGUUCAAAGCCCCAAUAUGAGCAGCAACGAGAUUCGCUUGAAGUAGAAAAGUCUGUCAAGGUUUUGUCAGAAGAACGGGCUGGUGACGAAGAGCUUCGAAGAAAACAAUCCAUAUGGGGUAAUCUGAGGUCUCUUGCAGAUGGAAUUAUCAACAUCUGGAGAAAACUGUGAAUUUCUGUUGGGGUGAUAAUUUGAACUUUUGAAUCGUUGCACACCGUAGGAUGAAACUAGAAGUGUAACUUUGGUAUGAAAUGUCCAUCUUUUCAGCUAAUUCUCCUGUUGGUUUUCUUUUUAGCAUACGAC